Lingula anatina is the source of this 1490-nucleotide messenger RNA. RefSeq lists its product as uncharacterized. Gene Ontology annotation, molecular function: calcium ion binding. Lineage: Eukaryota; Metazoa; Brachiopoda; Lingulata; Lingulida; Lingulidae. The record is from RefSeq and is a predicted model, not a curated record.
ACUUUCAUAAUUGUGACGAUUAUUUAAUUGCAGAGCAAUUCUUUCCUGGAGUGGAACUAGAGGCAGAAAUAGCGUACUUUGUUGACGACUGUGUGGCUCUUACUUUUACUCAGCGUAGAGAAGCAAAGCAAGCUUUGGUUGACAUUUUAGAACAAAGGGGUGUCUGCAAACAAAAUGGCGUCUCUGUUUGUAAUAUCUCGGACGUCCAAAUUGAAUGCGGUCCUCAGUAUUCCUUUGGUGGUGUUCGUAAACGUGCCACGUCUGGCAAUAUUCUGAAGUUCAGAUUUAAGAUUAAAACACAACAGAAGCCUUCAAUUGAUUUAGACUGUACCAAGUAUUGUAAUGGCUCUGAAAACUGUGACGAAUGCGCCCAAGGAUACAUGGCAGAGACGGAGAAUAUGAUGAACAGCCAGCAGAAAGAAGUUCAGGAGAUAUUCAGCCCAACUGGUUCUCAAAUUAAUGAAACAGCGCCAAAUGUCACAGAAGCGCCUAUUCCACCACCAGUGCUGAAGAUUGGAACUUUGAUGCUGAAUCCGGUGCCAAACAGCUUCAAGAUGGACAAGAAUAUGUCGGUGUCCUGUGAAGAUGGCAUGGAAGUUCGCGGGACUACAUGUGUUCCCUGUCCUGCUGGUCGAUAUUUGCCGAUAGGGGGCACCAGCUGCCAGAAGUGUCCACCAGGGACGUUCCAAACUGAAGCCAAGCGCACGUACUGCCUGCCAUGUCCGCGUGGGUUUGCCUCCCUUACUGGAUCUCCAGACUGCAGUCCCAUAUUCAAAAUCUUCGUUGAAUUUAUCAAGCAGCUCCGUGAACUUGGGAAGACUAUAAGUGAAAACCAGGGCAACAUUUCGGCCAUUUUUACAUCCAAGUGAACGUGUGAAAUACUGCAGCUGUAAUAAGAUCUAUUUUAGAUGUAAAUGUCGCAAUGGGGCUGGUUAUAUAUGUGUAGUACUUUAAUUGCUCAAGUUUACCAGGUGUGUACACGUUGUAAAGGUCGCACGAUUUGUCCUCUUUGCUUACGGUGUAACCCCUCAAACUAGAACGCGUAUUCAAUUGAACCCUCGCUGUAACUGUUAAAGGUUUAAGCUCAAGCUACAGAUAAAUGCAUUCAUUUAUUGUCUUAUAUCGUGAAAAGUACGUGAUUCUUUAUAAGGAUCGUCUGAACGUCUAUGCUGCCUUGCAGAAACAUGUCUUAAAGAAGACACCCUGGCUUAUAAUGCGUUAUAAAACUGUUACUCUCAUUAUAAUAGGAUGACUUUGUGUUUGAUGUUUAAGUGCUGAUUUCCUUCUUUUGUUGUUGGUGAUUUUUGGCAAUCAUGAUUACAUCGUUAAGUAUCUGUACAUAAAUGAUACUAGAAAUGACGUACUGGUAAAUAACAGCAUUGUUUGAUUAUUUCUGUUAUUUCAUUUUCUAAUAUUUUAAGAUAGACUUUAGUCUAUGCUAAGAAUGUCUUGUAAUUUCAAAGCUGAUAAAUAAAUUCAUGAUAUUUAUA